Amoebophrya sp. A25 is the source of this 389-nucleotide messenger RNA. Lineage: Eukaryota; Dinophyceae; Syndiniales; Amoebophryaceae. The record is from the annotation of a GenBank genome assembly.
GUUUUCAGCAGCUCUGUCGAACUCGAUAGUAGAGCUAGAGAGCCUUCCUCGUCUUUAAGCACAAAAUUUUUGCGUUCACUUGGUAUUGAAAACGAGAGAUCCAGUGGAGGUGGCGCUGAAUCUGUCAAGUACGAACAUCGGUGUUAGUUUAUCUCUUGUCGUUGUAUUUCUUGUGUUCAGAUCACUUGUAGGACGAGCGAAUCUUUCCGAGGUUGUGAGUUUUUGUUUGCGAGUGGUGAGUUGUUGAGCUUGAGAGAGGUGUCGGCAUCUUAUAGUAUAUAUGUUUUAGGGUUGCACGGUACCCCCCCUGUGGUAUGGUCUGUGGUGGCGCUCGCGCGCUCUUUUCCGCGCUGAUUUUCGCGGAUUCUAGUGGUGGAAGGCGUCAAAAC